Molecule: messenger RNA, 1106 nt
Organism: Aspergillus sclerotioniger CBS 115572
Lineage: Eukaryota; Fungi; Ascomycota; Eurotiomycetes; Eurotiales; Aspergillaceae
Exons: 3
Coding region: 369-890 (173 amino acids)
Source: RefSeq, a predicted model, not a curated record
CACCAACCACCAACUGCCCUCCUCCACAGGCCACUUUCUCUACUAGUAGUUUCUCCCCCAGCAUUCGUGUGGGUUUCUAUUCUCAGGUUGGCUCAAACUUUUCUCUCCUCUCACUGGUGUUUCUCUGAUCACCAUCCAUUGUUCCGGCUUAGGCAUUUCGGCGCCGAUUUACCGUCCCACCGCUGUAGGUGGAUCGUGGUGGCUAUUCGAUAUAAAGACGCAGGGCGUCCCGUCGAUUUCAGCCAUCAUUCAUCACGCACCAUCCUUCUUUCUCCUAUACCCAGGAUUGUACUAUUUCAGGACCUAUCCACGAGCCUAUCAUCUAUCUUGUCCCCCUUCACACCAUCUUUCCACCAACACAAUUCAGCAUGAAGUUCCUCGCCUCCUUCGCUUUGCUGGCGUCCACCGUGGCAGCCGGUCCCAUCGCGUACCCUCGCGCGGCCAGCAACGCCACCGGGACCUUCCACCUCAAGACGACCGGUGCUUCCAAUGAGGAUCACAACAACCUCUACGUCUAUGCCUACCACACGGGUGCUGGGUUCAAUGAUGCCGUGCUCACGUCAGAUGUUGGAACGGCCAGCCCGGCGUUCCUGAACGGCACGCACACUCAGUUUGACCUUGGCACCCCCUUCCCCUGGGGAUUCAAGAUGGGUGCCCAGAACAACUAUGCAGCCUGGGAGUCCGUCCAGAUCAACACUGGAUACGGCGACGAAGAUUUCUCCAUCAGUGGCACCAACUUCGAGUGGUCGGAAGCGAAUGGCUUUGGAGGCUGGCUGGUGUGUGAUUGGUACCACAACGCACCCCAGCUGUUCUACAUCUACAAAUACUACCAGCCCGAUAUUCCUUCCUCUUGCAGCGAGGUUGACCUGACGGCCGAAUACACUUCCUAAGAACGAUGUCUAGACCCCGCCACUGGCCCUGAGAAGGGCUCGAUGACGCGCGUGGCGUGGAUGAUGAUUCAUAUGACCCGAAGGACUUGGGAGGAUACGCCUCUCUCCCAACCCGACACAGAUUGGACCCUGUAUCAAUACGCCUGUGAAACGACCGACGCUAGUAAUGUUAAUACUAAUAAUGAUGUGUGUGUGAGUGAGAUUUGAUGACCGGGG